AUGGCACCACCUACUCAUAUGAAUUUGAUGUGCAAUUUACUACGAGCGGUACAAGAGUUGAGUAGGCAAAAUCAAGCACCUCCACCACAAAAUGCACUGCCACAGCAGAAUGCACCACAUUUUGCCCCUGGAGCUGUCUCAAUGGUUGAGCAAUUUCGUAGAUACAAGCCUUCUACUUUCGACGGUAAUUUUGAACCAUUGGUUGUCGAAGAGUGGAUAAGAGGCUUGGAGCGCAUAUUUCGACGCAUUGCUUGUACGAAUGCACAGAAAGUAUUAUGCGUAGAAUUUAUGUUGAUUGGAGCAGCUGAUCACUGGUGGGAAUCUGUUUCACGUACAAGGAUGGAAGAGCAGCAACGUAAUCUGGCUUGGGAGCAGUUUAAAGAUGAAGUGAUGCUCUUAAGGUAUGCCCCGCACUUGGUGGAUACAGAAGUUAAAAAGAUUAGGAGGUUUGAGAAUGGACUGCGCCCUGAGAUCGGCAUGAUCAUUAUGUCCCAGCGUUUCACCUCAUAUCGUGAAAUGUUGGAGAGGGCUCAUGCUAUUUCAUAUAAGAGGACCUCAUUUGAACAGGGUGAAUGUUUACUUGGGAAGAACAUGUGUUUCCGGUGUGGUAAUCUCGGACACAUUGCUCUCAACUGCACAGAGCCUCCAAAGAAGAUAGAUGAUGAUCAAGACAAGAAUAAGAAAGCAAAGGCUCGAGUUUUUGCACUGAAUCAGCAUGAGGUGGAGCAGGAUCUAAAUGUGAUUGCAGGUAUUCUGUUAUUAUCUAAUGUACCCGCUUACGUACUUUUUGAUUCUGGGGCUACCAAUUCUUUUAUCUCUACAUCCUUCGUCGCUAGGUCAAACCUUGCAUGUGUGAAAACGAAUUAUGAAUUAGAGGUUAGCAUCCCUUCAGGAAGAACUCUUUGUACAAAUCGGAUGACAAAGGCUAUGAAGUUAGAGAUUGAAGGGGAAAAUAUUACAAGCAGACUUAUACCUUUUGGACAUGAAAGAUUUCGAUGUUAUUUUGGACAUGGAUUGGUUGGGACUUAA
Messenger RNA from Olea europaea var. sylvestris, 1029 nucleotides. RefSeq lists its product as uncharacterized. The transcript has 4 exons. Lineage: Eukaryota; Viridiplantae; Streptophyta; Magnoliopsida; Lamiales; Oleaceae. The coding region runs from base 1 to 1029 and encodes 342 amino acids. Gene Ontology annotation, molecular function: nucleic acid binding; aspartic-type endopeptidase activity; zinc ion binding. The record is from RefSeq and is a predicted model, not a curated record. Gene Ontology annotation, biological process: proteolysis.